AUGAAGAAAAACAAAAUUUAUUUUUAUUUCUUUUUUUGUUUUGCUGCUGCUGAGGCCUUCCAGGUGUACGUACACCCAAGCGCCUCCCCUGCGCUGCUGUGCAGCAGCAGCAGCAGCAGCAGCAGAGUUCGUAGCAGCAGCAGCAGAGUCCGCAGCAGCAGCAGCCCUCUAGCCCGAGGCAGCGUUUCACAGGCACAGCAACGAGCAGCAGCAGUAGCGUCUCCAACUGCAGUAGCAUCAGCAGCAACAACAGCAGCAGCAGCAGCAACAGCAGCAGCAGCAGCAGCAGCGCAAGAAGUGGAUGUGUCUUUAGUCAAGAAGCUGCGGCAGCUAACAGCAGCAGGAUACAGCAGCUGCUUCAAGGCGCUGCAGCAAAGCAGCGGCGAUUUGAAGCGGGCUGUGCAGCUGCUGCGGCAGCAGGGAGCAGCAGACGCAGCAGCAGCAGCAGCAGCAGCUGCUGCUGCUGCUGGAGGCAGCAGCGACCAGGCCCGCGCUGCGGCACUCACAGAAGGGGUUAUUGCCAUCCACCGAAUGGAAGCAGCCCCAGCAGCAGCAGCAGCAACAGCAGCAGCAGCAGCAAAACCAGCAGCAGCAGCAGCAACAGUAGAACGUGUUGCUGCUGUUCAUGUGGCCUGCAGCACGGACUUUGUGAGCCGCAGCGAAGUCUUCCGCGCAGCAGCAAAACGUGCUGCUGCUGCUGCAUGCAGGUCUGCCGAAUUUAGCGCAGCAGCAGCAGCAGCAGCAGCAGAGCCGCCGCAGCAGCAGCAACGGCUGCUGCUGCAGCGCCUGCUGGCCCUGCCUGUAGAAAGCGCGUACCCGUCUGCUGCAGCAGCAGCAGCAGCAGCAGCGUCCCCUGCAGCAGCAGCAGAAGCAACAGCAGCAGAAACAGCAGCAGCAGGAGCAGCGGCAGCACCAGCAGCGGCAGACGCAGCAGCAGAAGCAGCAGCAGCAGCAGCAACAGUGGGAGAAGACUUGGCUUUUGUCUCUCGAAUUGUGGGGGAAGCAGCAGCACUGCAGCAAGUGACCCUCAGGGAGACGAUCCCGGGAUCGGGGAUCGUCUCCUCCUACUGCCACCAGCCAGCAGCAGCAGCAGCAGAUGUGGGGCCCCUAGCUGUUUUGCUGCACCUCUCCUACACCCGCCAGCAGCAGCAGCAGCAGCAGCAGCAGGAGCAGCAGGAGUUCGAGCAGCAGCUGCGGCAGUUCGGAAAGCAGCUCUGCAUGCAUAUUGCAGCAGCAAAGCCCAUCGCAGUGAGUGUCGAAGACCUGCCCCCAGACUUGGUGGCCCAGGAGCAGCAGUAUGCGCUGGCUAGCCUCAGCAGCAGCAGCAGCAGCAGCAGCAAGAGCAGCAGCAGCAGCAAGAGCAGCAGCAGCAGCAAGGGCAGCAGCAGCAGCAAAGAAAUGCCGGAAGCGCUUAAGCGGAAGAUCCUCGAGGGCAAAAUGAGCAAGUGGUACAAGGAGACAGUCCUCCUCAAACAG
Eimeria tenella is the source of this 1476-nucleotide messenger RNA. RefSeq names its product elongation factor ts, putative. Gene Ontology annotation, molecular function: protein binding; translation elongation factor activity. Gene Ontology annotation, cellular component: mitochondrial matrix. Gene Ontology annotation, biological process: mitochondrial translational elongation. The transcript has 2 exons. NCBI's taxonomy places the organism in Eukaryota, Apicomplexa, Conoidasida, Eucoccidiorida, Eimeriidae. The record is from RefSeq and is a predicted model, not a curated record. The annotation marks the transcript as partial.